Alosa alosa (allis shad) is the source of this 5066-nucleotide messenger RNA. RefSeq names its product zinc finger and BTB domain containing 7B (gene zbtb7b). Gene Ontology annotation, molecular function: protein binding; RNA polymerase II cis-regulatory region sequence-specific DNA binding; DNA-binding transcription factor activity, RNA polymerase II-specific. Lineage: Eukaryota; Metazoa; Chordata; Actinopteri; Clupeiformes; Clupeidae. The transcript is spliced from 4 exons. The record is from RefSeq and is a predicted model, not a curated record. Gene Ontology annotation, biological process: regulation of transcription by RNA polymerase II; positive regulation of gene expression. Bases 447 to 2123 code for a protein of 558 amino acids.
AUAAGGAGGAGCUGGGAGUCGGGAGUGGGCCAGCGGCUUCUGUGCGGGGGGGGGCAGUGCAACCAAUCCGACCGGCGGUCUGCAAGCAGAUGAGAGGAGAGCCGAGGGGGGAUCAGAAACGCCGGCUACGGAGUACAGACAGCGGGGAGCGGCGCUUAAAAGAUACCCGCUCGGGGAUAUAAGCCACGCUGCUAAGAGUGCCGGUGAAGCGAGUCAGGGGAGAAGGUAUUCCCCGGGAAGAUACAGGAGGGGGGCAAACGGGGGUGGUACAGCCAGAGUCUAAUCCAGGAAGUAAGAACCAGUCAGGUGGGACAAGCCAAGACAACGCAGGUGACACACCGGCGCAGGGAGAGAGGAUAGAGGGAUAAGACGAGAGAAAGGAAGAGAGACGAGAGAAAGGAGAGGAGACUAUCAGUUCAUCGGGGGUUUAUGGACAGGAGGUGGCGAUGUCUCCAGGAGAGGACGGCCUGAUUGGGAUCCCCUUCCCGGAGCACAGCAGCGAGCUCCUGAACCGGCUGAAUGCCCAGCGACGAGCAGGGCUCCUGUGUGACCUCACGCUGACCUCGCGUGGCUCGCGCUACCCCACCCACCGCUCCGUCAUGGCCGCCGUCAGCCUCUACUUCCGCCGGCUGUUUGGCGCGGAUGAGGCCGAGGAUGGGGGCUGCGAGGGGUCAGGCGCGGGAGUGGGCACCAGCUGCAGCGUGUGCCAGCUGGACUGCGUGGCGCCGGACGCCCUGGACGCCCUCUUGGAGUUCGCCUACACCGCCACGCUGACCAUCCGCAGCUCGGGUAUGCGCGAGGUGCUAAAGGGCGCCCAACUCCUGGGCAUCCAGUGUGUGGCCGACGCCUGCCGCGACAUCCUGGGCGAGGCCGCCGACGAGGCCGAGCCGGAGGCCGCCGCCGUGGCCACGGAGGAGAGGGGGGCGGCCGAGCACAGAGUAUCCCGUCGAAAGCGGGACCGGCGGCAUGUGCCCAAAGCCGCGUCCCCCGCCCGCUCCCUGUGGCAGCAGCAGCAGCAGCGUGUCCAGGAGCCGCCUCCCACCCUGGUGACGGGUCUCUCCCGGCCCAGCCACGGGCUCCCACUCACCCCCACACCUGGCCGGGACGAGCAUAAUCUGCACCCCCCGCACCCCGCCGGCUACAACGGCGACGCCCAGGGCAGCCAGCUGCGGGCGCUGGUCAACGGGGGGGCGCACUGGCACCAGGAGGGCACGCCGAUGCCCCCUGCCGCUGACGACGCCGUCUCGGAAAAAGAGAGAAGGCUGGAAGUGGGAGUGAUCGCUCAGGCACCCAUCACUGAGAGGGCGGCCAUGGCCGGAGGGGCUGGGGCGCCUAGCGGGAGGAAGAGGAAGUCUCAGACCCCCCAGCAGUGCCCGGUGUGCCAGAAGAUCAUCCACGGCGCGGGCAAACUGCCCCGGCACAUGAGAACACACACCGGCGAGAAGCCCUUCCAGUGCACAGCCUGUGGAGUGCGCUUCACGAGGAAUGACAAGCUGAAGAUUCACAUGCGUAAGCACACAGGCGAGCGGCCCUACCCCUGUCCCAAGUGUAAUGCCCGCUUCCUGCACUCCUACGACCUCAAGAACCACCUCUCCCUGCACAGCGGCGCGCGCCCCUUUGAGUGUCCACAGUGCCACAAGGCCUUCGCCCGCGAGGACCACCUGCAGCGCCACCGCAAGGGCCACAGCUGCUUGGAGCUGCGCACGCGACGCCCACGUCGGGCAUCCGGCCUGGCAGCGCCAGGUGGUGAGGGUACCUCGGACGGAGGAGGAGGAGGAGGAGGAGCCGGGGGUGACCAGCAGGGGCAUCUGGAAUCCCCGCUCACGCUGCAGGCUCACCCACGCUCGUCCCCGGGCCUGGCACGCUCGUUGGUGUACCCCGACAGCGCGCAGCAUCUGCCCCUGCAGGCGCUGCCUCUGCUCGGGCACAGGAUGGCCGGCUUUGCCGCCCUGUGGCCGGGGAUGGGGGGUCUGCGGGAGGAAGGAGUCGGGGGGUCACAGUCACCCUCGCCUCAUCACAGCAGGCCCCCACUGCAAGGAUGGGAUGGAGUGGAGGACGAGGAGGAUGAGGAAGAAGAGGAGGGAGAGGACGAAGGAGAAGAAGAGGGGGAUGAGGAAGAGUGAAGAAGGAGGGCACUGAUCAUGUGUGGUGGCUAGAAGCAAAGUGUGUGUGUGUGUGUGUGUGUGUGUGUGUGUGUGUGUGUGUGUGUGUAUGUGUGUGUAUGUGUGUGUGUGCAUGGGAAUCCAUGCUGCUCUUUGCCCUCUUUAUGGUACUGUUCUUCCAUCAAGCUUGCCUCGACUCAGGCAAACUGACCUGUGAGAUGAAUGACUUAAAUGCGCUUAAAGUACAUGUGGAAAACAAACGGGUCUUUCUGAUCAUUAAUGUUUAUUUCUGGAUCUUGAUGCUUUUUUUUUUUGUUUCUUGAGCUUGUUUUCUGUUUUACGUUAGCUGGUUGGUUUUCUUUAAAUGUUUCAUUUGAUCUUUCUCUGUCAGAAUUAUUUUUGUUAAUAUAUGCUUGAGGCAUGGGGUAAGAAUGAUUUUCUUUUACUAUGCAAUCAUGUACAGGAGCAAUAGAGGGAACUAUAAAGAGGGACUCAUACUUAAAGUAAUGGCCUUUUGUAAUGUUGAGUGAAAGCGGACAGGAUUAUGCCAGGGCGUAACCCAUGUGUUGGCUGCCACCUGCUGGUGGAGUGGUGGUACUUGGAGUUCCACAGGAGAGAAGGUCACUCAUAACAAGGUGUACCUACAAGUAUGUGACAUCUUCUGCUUCUGCUAACAGUGGGAAUAACUCUAGAGUUUAUAUUAUCCACCUCAUAUUAGUCUUUCUGUAGGCUAACCUGCGUUGUAGCCAUGUACCAAAGAAAACAGUUAAGUAGAGGUUUAUUUAUCAAGAAGAAUAUAUGCAAAUUAAUUCUUUAAAGAUCAAAUCUGAUCAUGUCUAUCAGAAGUCACCACAUUCAGUCACCUGACACUCCAGAUCUGUCUCUGCAUUCCCUGGCUCUCAAGGGAUAUGAUGGUUGUGUGUGUAUCAUAAAGCAGAGGUUUUUAAUACAGACCAGAGUCUAUUUCCGAGGCUUAUGUAUGUGCGACCAAAACAUUUUUCUGGGUGGGAUGUCUGAGAAACAUCACCGAUGUUGUGUUUACGUUUUCUGUUGACAAAGGUUUGUUUUGAGCGGUGUUCAUCUAAUGAUGGUCUUCCAAAAGCACUCCAUCUUUUGUUUUUGCUUUUGUUAUUACAAAAAAGAAGGGAGAGAAAAACACAAGGAACGAAAAAGACAAAUAAUUACAUGAGCCCCCCUCUGCGUAAGCUAUUUAUUUAUUUAUUGUCUGGUAUUUAUUGUGGCUUUUCCACUUGAAAUUUAGAGUUUCAUUAGCGUAUGGUAUCUCAGCACACCCUCCACCUUUAGGCCUUUCCCCAUCUCCACUGCACAGACCCUGUGGCACGUGCCUAGUAGCCCUUUUGAAUCCAGUCUUAAGUUGAUCUUGUUGAAGUGCUGUUGCAAGCAGUGGCCACAAUGGCCUCUGCGUACUGUACUGAGGGACGAUGGGUGCCCUGCUAGCCAUAUUUAACCCCUUUUUGCAGUUUUUUGCACAUCGAACCCUUGUGAUAUAUACUGCAUUCCACCUUCAGGCCGCAGCUGAUGCUUAAGUGGAUGAAGCCCAACUCCACUCAGUCAGCUGAGUGCUGCUGCUUGGCCCCCAACCCUUCAAGGGGAAAAAGAGAAGAAAAGAUGGUGAAAGAAAUGGGACAUGGGUUUCGAGAGAACAACAGUUUGCCUUUUUGAAUAACACAAGAGUGGACAUAUAGUGUUGAAUGGAUUAUUAUUUUAAGAAUAUAAGAUAUAUAUUUAUAUAUAUACACAUAUAUAUAUAUAAAAACAUAUAUGCCUCAUGAGUCCAGCUUUUGAAAAUGAAUGAAGAUGUUGUGUUCCUCCCUUGCAUAUAGAUUCUGGCACUGCCCUAAUGCAGUUUUUGUUUGUUUUAGUGUGUUUGUUUAUAUGGUAAAAUCUCUCGAGUGAAAGCCUUUACUAUGACUGUUAACUUCAGGUGUCUCUCUCUGGCCCCAAAUGAUCUUGAAAGUAACCUUGAUUGAUUAGUGACAUACACAUUAUUCUGAGUGUGCUGGGUUUCACACAUUGAGCUGUGGAAGAAAUGACAUACUUACGUACAUACAUACAUACAUACGUUUGUUACUUUUGCUUUGUUUGUUAAAGAUGAAAGGGCCUUAGUUUGUUCUGCUGGCAGGGAUGCUUCCACAGCAGACUAGGUGAGCUCUGGACCAGAGGCAAAGGCCUGCUCUGACCUCGCCUCCCCCACUGAGAGGGACUCUCUGAUGUUCGAGUUUAUUUGCACUAAAACGAGAGCUUUAUGUCGUGGACUCAUGUCCCCUCAGACACCCAUUACAUGGCUUUACAAUAUCGGUUAUGAUUGUAAGAGAAGCAGAGUUCAUCUAACUGUAAUGAUCUAGAGGAAUAUCCAUUGUAGUUGUAUAGUAGGUUAGUCCACUUUAAAGAAAUUUAUGGUUGCUAUGUUUAAAAGGGUCAAGCUGCCUUGUUUUUUUUUUUUUUUUUUUUUGCAAAUUUACUCAGGAAAUCUUGAGCAAUGCACUAAGUGAUUAUGCAACAUUGAUGAGAGUAUGUAAAUAAGUAAGAACACAGCCUAAACACCCUUCAUUGUGAAAUCAGGUAGGCUACUAUGCUUCUGGAUUGUUUUGAUUUAGCAUGUUAUAUUUCAUUUCAAGGUAAUGAAGAUGUAAUAUGCAAUUAGAACCUGUAGGCUAUCAUGUUUUAGACAUUGGAGCCUAAAUCAUCAUGAAGGGUGUUCGGAUACUAUUUUACUAUGUGUGUAAAAGGACGUGUGAUCUAACAAUGCCAGCUGUGAAAAAGUAGGUGCUGUCUAGAAUUUGCUUUGCUUGGGUAUGCGGAUUGGGGUUCAGAUUUUGGAGGAACCCUCCUAUCAGGGAUAUUCUGUUUUAGUGGAUUCUCUCUCUCAGUGAUACAUAUUUUCCCCUCAGCAUUUAUUUCUCAUGUUGUAAAGAAAUGAAUAAAUAAAAAAAUAUAUAUUGA